AAUCAAAGAUGGUAGAGUAUCAAGAGCAAUUGGGCUGUGCAAGAAGUUGGUGGGACACUUCUCGCACAGUUGGAAGAAAAAGGCAGCACUCACUGAGGCACAGAAGGAGCUUAAGCUUCCUGAGCACUCUCUCAUUACUGAGUGCCCUACAAGAUGGGGUUCAAAGAGAAAAUGAUUGCCAGAGUGCUGGAACAGAUGAAAGCCAUAUCGCAGGUAUUGACAGGUGACCGACAUGCACGCUCCCUCAUCCCAACCUGGCAGGAUGCUGAAGUGUUGGAGUCCAUUCAUAAGGCACUGCAUCCUCUCUCCGAAUUUACUGAUGCUCUUUCUGGAGAAGAGUAUGUGAGCAUCUCCUACCUCAAGCCAGUUCUCCAUCUUCUGGCAACAUCAGUCUUGGCUGAAGAUGCUGAGGACACUGAUCUGACUAGAUCAAUUAAAACCAAGGUCCUGGCAUACCUCAACGACAAGUAUAGUGACCUCAACACCCAGGAGCUUUUGGAUGUUGCGUCGUUCAUGGACCCUAGGUUCAAAACGCAAUACAUCAGCGCAGACAACCUUCCUGCCAUUAAGGCCCGACUGAAGACAGAAAUGGUGGAAUCGGCUAGACGUACACAUAAUCAGGAGAAGAGGUCUCGCACUGAAACUGCUCAAAAUUCUCCAAGUGCACAGGCCUCUGGGGAAAG
This is a messenger RNA of Oreochromis niloticus (Nile tilapia), 683 nucleotides long. Its product is annotated as zinc finger BED domain-containing protein 1-like. The annotation marks the transcript as partial. The transcript is spliced from 2 exons. The record is from RefSeq and is a predicted model, not a curated record. Lineage: Eukaryota; Metazoa; Chordata; Actinopteri; Cichliformes; Cichlidae.